UUUGAUAUCAACUUGGGGUCUCUCGUGAGCAAUCGCUCUGCCACCACUCCUAGUACCGCGUGCUCUGUAGCCUUUUUAGCCUCUGCGCGUUUGUUUAAACGUUGAAAAUGGCAUUCUAGAACAGUAGAAAUCCCCCAUUUUCUUCGAUUUUUUCUCACUUCCAUUCUUCAUGUUGCUUCCAAUGUCGAAGACCCAUCUCCAUGGAAAUGGGUUUCUUCUUGCUGUGCUUUUGAUUCCUCUCUGUUUCCCCUUUUCCAUGGCGGACAGCUCCGACCCUUUGAAGCUUACGUUCAAUGGCCCUGCUAAACACUGGACUGAUGCCAUUCCUAUUGGGAAUGGGCGGCUUGGCGCGAUGGUUUGGGGCGGUGUUGACACUGAGAUUCUUCAGCUCAAUGAGGAUACUCUUUGGACGGGAAUUCCUGCGGACUAUACCAAUUCGGAUGCGCCCGUUGCGUUACGAGAGGUUCGAAAGCUCGUCGACGAUGGAAAAUAUGCCGAAGCGACCGAAGCUGCGGUCAAGCUAUCAGGAAAGCCGUCUGAUGUUUAUCAACUCUUGGGUGAUAUCAAGCUCGAGUUUGAUGAUUCGCAUCAGUUGUAUAUCUCGGAGACUUAUCGUCGAGAAUUGGACUUGAAUACAGCCACAGCACGAGUGAAGUACUCUGUGGGUGAUGUAGAAUUUACAAGGGAGCAUUUUGCGUCUAGUCCGGAUCAAGCGAUUAUAACCAAAAUCUCUGCGAGCAAACCAGGGUCUUUGUCGUUCAUAGUGUCGAUGGAUAGCAAGUUACAUCAUAGCUCGCGUGUAAUCGAUGGUCAAAAUCUGAUCAUGCUUCAAGGAAGCUGUCGAGGCGUGAGGAUCCCUCCGAAAAUGGAUUUGGACGAACAUCCCAAGGGAAUUCAAUAUUCUGCAGUUCUUAGUUUACAGGUCAGUGAUGGCAGUGGAGUAGUACACGAUUUAAACGAAAAGAAGUUAAAGGUUAAUGGCUCGGAUUGGGCUAUCUUGCGUCUGGUGGCUUCGUCUUCGUUUAAAGGGCCAUUUACAAACCCUUCAUUGUCUGGGAAGGAUCCUUCUUCGGAGUCGCUUGCUACAAUGGAGAAGAUUAAAAACAUGUCGUAUCAGGAUCUUUACGCCCGACAUUUGAAUGACUACCAGAGUCUUUUUCACCGUGUUUCGUUGCAUCUUUCAAAGAGCUCUAAGAAUGAAUCUUCUUCAACUAGCUCUGGAGGAAAGGAAGGUCGAGUAGCGUCUACUGCAGCGAGAGUAAAAUCUUUUAAGAUCGAUGAAGAUCCAUCCAUGAUAGAACUGCUAUUCCAAUAUAGUCGAUAUCUACUUAUCUCUUGUUCACGGCCUGGAACUCAGGUGGCUAACCUUCAGGGUAUAUGGAACAAGAACAUCGAACCGGCAUGGGAUGGUGCUCCGCACUUGAACAUUAAUCUCCAAAUGAACUAUUGGCCAGCCCUUCCCUGCAACCUUAGGGAGUGCCAGGAGCCAUUGUUUGAUUUCACUAACUUCUUGUCUGUCAAUGGACGCAAGACUGCAAAAGUGAACUAUGAAGCUAGUGGUUGGGUGGCUCAUCAAGUGUCGGAUAUUUGGGCGAAAAGCUCUCCCGAUCGAGGACAGGCUGUUUGGGCUCUAUGGCCAAUGGGUGGAGCAUGGCUUUGUACUCAUCUGUGGGAGCAUUACACUUACACAAUGGACAAAAAUUUCUUAAAAAACAAGGCAUAUCCUCUGAUGGAAGGAUGCACGUCGUUUUUGUUGGAUUGGCUAAUCGAAGGCAAGGACGGAUAUUUGGAAACGAACCCAUCAACAUCCCCGGAGCACAUGUUUAUAGCUCCUGAUGGCAAACCUGCUAGUGUAAGCUAUUCGACAACAAUGGAUAUCGCUAUCAUAAAAGAGGUGUUCUCAUCCAUCGUAUCCGCUGCAGAGAUUCUGGGUAAAAGCAAGGAUGCUAUUAUCAACAAGGUCCGGAUGGCUCAAUCUAGGCUCUUACCUUACAAGAUAGCUAGAGAUGGUUCACUUAUGGAAUGGGCUCUUGACUUUGAGGACCGAGAAGUGCAUCAUCGACAUGUAUCGCACCUGUUCGGGCUGUAUCCAGGACACACUAUAACUGUCGAGAAAACUCCCAACGUUUCGAAAGCUGCAGAUAAUACUCUUCAUAAAAGAGGAGAGGAGGGUCCAGGAUGGUCCACAGCAUGGAAAAUCGCUCUAUGGGCUCGUCUUCAGAACAGCGAGCACGCGUACCAAAUGGUCAAGCAUUUGUUCGAUCUCGUGGACCCAGAUCAUGAAAGUGAUUACGAAGGCGGGCUAUACAGCAACUUGUUCACUGCUCACCCUCCUUUCCAAAUAGACGCUAACUUCGGAUUCUCGGCCGCCAUUGCCGAAAUGCUAGUCCAGAGCAGCAUGAACGAUCUGUACUUACUUCCCGCUCUUCCCCGCGACGUCUGGCCCUACGGUUGCGUUAAAGGAUUGAAGGCACGGGGUGGCUUGACAGUGAACGUCUGCUGGACGGGGGGAGAUCUGAACGAAGUCGGUGUUUGGUCGUCGGAGCAAAUUUCGCUUACGACGUUACACUACAGAGGGACUAAAGUUGCAGCAAAUUUAACAUCUGGGAAAGUUUACACUUUCAAUAAGCUGUUGAAAUGUGUUGGAACAUACUCUCUACCAAAAUGAUGAGAUACUCAGCCACACAAAAGCUUCUUCUGCUCACCAUUUCAUUUUGUUAUUCAUACAAUGAUUGUUAAUCAAUUAUUUAUUACCACUUUUUUUUUAUACUAUGUUUUUGAUAAUUUACUAUUUGUAAUGAAAUGAAGAUCUUGCCCA
Messenger RNA from Cucurbita moschata (crookneck pumpkin), 2818 nucleotides. Its product is annotated as alpha-L-fucosidase 2-like. The transcript has 10 exons. Lineage: Eukaryota; Viridiplantae; Streptophyta; Magnoliopsida; Cucurbitales; Cucurbitaceae. Gene Ontology annotation, molecular function: alpha-L-fucosidase activity. The record is from RefSeq and is a predicted model, not a curated record. Gene Ontology annotation, biological process: carbohydrate metabolic process. Bases 170 to 2668 code for a protein of 832 amino acids.